Messenger RNA from Physella acuta, 800 nucleotides. Its product is annotated as heat shock protein Hsp-12.2-like. Gene Ontology annotation, biological process: protein refolding; response to heat. Gene Ontology annotation, cellular component: cytoplasm; nucleus. Lineage: Eukaryota; Metazoa; Mollusca; Gastropoda; Physidae. The record is from RefSeq and is a predicted model, not a curated record.
CCGAAACAUGUUUACAAUGUUUAGGCCGAACUAAAGUUCAUCUCGAAUUCUCUACAACAAACGCGAAGCGGUGUCAAAUAAUAUAAAUAUCGAGCCGUUUCAAGCUCGAGUAUUAGAACACCGACUAGAAGCUGCUAUUAAACGUUACAGGACUACUCAUUGACUCAACCUGAAAAUGUUUGCCAUCCACCCACGACUGUGUGAUGAAAACAACUUACUCCGACUAGUAGAUGACCUAGUUCAUCCUUGGGACGUUUACAGAUCGCCUGUGCUUUGUAACGCAGAUAGAACACACUCUAACAACAGUGGCCGUCUGGGGGAUUCAGAGAUACAAAACACUGACAAAGAAUUCAGGAUUCGCUUAGAUCUCCGCCAUUACAGUCCUGAAGAAGUUAAGAUUACCUCAGACAACAAAAAGAUCACAAUCAAAGCAAAGCAUGAGGAGAAGCAGGAUAAACAUGGUUUUGUGUCUAGGGAAAUGAUCAGGACAUAUGCACUGCCAGAUAAUGUGGAUGCAACAUCUGUAACAUCAACAAUGAACUCACAAGGAACUCUUCUUAUUAAAGCUUCAAAGAAAGCAAUUGAACCUCCUAAAGAAAUUGCUAUCCCAGUGGAGUUUAAAGGCUAAAGAACUGUUUAACAUACAUUAAAGUUUGAUAUAUGUGGUUUAAGUUACCUAACAUUUACUUGAGUUGUUAAUGCACAAUUUAAAUAUCAUUUGUUUUCUAUGUAAAAUACAUGUUCAAAGCAUGAAUGUGUAUUGAAUAGAUGUUUUUUGAUUUAAAAUUUAGCACUUGAAU